Molecule: messenger RNA, 2216 nt
Organism: Heteronotia binoei (common prickly gecko)
Lineage: Eukaryota; Metazoa; Chordata; Lepidosauria; Squamata; Gekkonidae
Product: espin-like protein
Biological process (GO): actin filament bundle assembly
Cellular component (GO): cytoplasm
Molecular function (GO): actin filament binding
Source: RefSeq, a predicted model, not a curated record
AACAAGAUACUGCAGGAAUAAAUGCCUUACAUGAUCACUCAGUGGUGUAAUGCGUGAACACCUCCCAGCGGGGUCUGCCGUUGAAUCAAUAACACCAUUCUGUUCCUUGUGCGGUUCUCUCGCAUGCCCACCACGUGAGCUGAAAAAACUGUAAGUGUCUGUCUCUACACCAUUCCCACGCUGCCGACCCACCCUGUCUACCCCAGCCUGCAUUGCCCCCCCACCCCCAGCUAAACACCCUCAACCAGCCUGGGCCGUUCCCAUUACACCACGAGGGGACAUGUAAGGCCGAGCGUGUGCAAAACAAAGGACUGUGUAGAGGCCGAUCCUGAGGGAGACGUUUGCCCUCUGUUCUUUUUUCGCCCUGCCUCAGCUUCACUCCGGUAGCUACUACCCUCAGGAAGGCUGGCGAUACUCCCAUACCCACAACGCCAUCCUCGGCCCCUUUGGGGAACUCAUGACCGAGGAGGACAUCCUCCGCAUCGAGAAGCAAAUCGAGAACCUCCAAGUGAUGCACAAAGUUCAGAAAGUGGAGACGGAGCUGGAGCAGCUGGAGACCGAGCUGCAGCAAUUGCUGCCUGUCUCCGCCGCCUUGGCCAACGAGCAUUUCACCAUCAAUCCCAAGCGCAUGCAGGGCCGAGCCGAUGACCUCCCAGCCUGGUGCAGCAAGAUCUCGACUCUCCUGAAGAGUAUGGCCAUCCUCCUGGCCACGCUGGGAGGCAAAGCCACUAGCCUGGCUGACAUGGUGACGCCAGAAGGGCUGGAGCAGGCGGACAACGCCGUAGAGGCCUCACAGCGGGCCUCGCCUCCCUUGAAAGAUGGCCCGGCCAACAUCGCCCGCUCCCAGUCCUUCAGCUGCACCCGAGAGGAAGUGGAGAAAGAGAUCAUGCAGUGGGGAGUGUCCGUGAAGAACCUUAAGGCCAACUACGAGUUGCACAUUCAGUCCCAGUUACCCAACACCACGUCUAGCCGAGUGUACAAACGGAAGCGAUCUCUUCCGUGGGAACCGCACCAUUUGCGUAUAGCCGAGAACCCAUCUUGGAAGAAGACUACAUCAGUGGCAUUGAGGGGUUUGGUGUGCUGGGGGAGGACAUCCCUGCCCUUGGCAUGGAGCCGCCCAUUCAGCUCUCCCACGCCCCAUUACUAUAUGGGGAAGUAGGGCCUCUCUUCCCCACACAGGGGAAUGCUCAGUGUGCAGGAGGAGAUCCCUUUGGGGAAGCUUUGUUCAGUCCGGACCACAUGACCAGGAGUCUCCCGGUGCAGACCGAACUGAGCUGUGUCCAAGACUAUAUCGACAUGCGAAAGGAGAGGAUUGUCUACCUUUUCCUGGAGCACUGGAAGAAGUGGACCUUCACUGAAUCGGACAAGCAAGCAACCCCCAAGAGGAAGAUGGCUGCCACUCUGAGCGUCGAUUCAGUCGAGGACCACAAAACGUACAACGGCGUGGACGAUAUCCUGUCGAUCGAGUUGGGCAAGAAGCCCAGUGACGAUGACCGGCUCUUGUAUUUCAUGAAGCAACGGCAAGUGGUGGGGAAGCUGAUCGCGCACUGGAGAAACAUCAUCAGCCAGGUGCCCACCAGGCAAAUCCGACGCCUGAGCCGCACCAACAUGCUCUACUGGCCCGAGCAUUUCCUGCCCCAUGUCAGUGGCACACCGGUGGAGUACGACAGCCUCACCCUCGACCUCUUCAUGCUGGGCUACUUCCAGCUGCUGGAAAUGAGCAUGACCCGGGAAGAGCGCAAGUUCCGCCACCUCCUCUGCUACGAAAUGUUUGACCGGCUGGGUAGCCACAGCUGGGAGCUCAUCCGUCAGUUCCACAAGGUGGUGAUGCAGGAGAUCGAGGCUGGCAAGAGGGAUUGGCUGGACGGCUUUGAGGACCUCAAGCAGGAGUUCUUUGGGGACAACUUGCAACCUGACGGUGCAGCCGUGGUGGAAGCAGAGGCGCCAGCAGAGGCGUGCCACCCUCCUGUCCUCUGCCACCAGGAAUCGUCUCAGACCUUGAUCAGCAGCAACCAAGAACCUGCCAGCACUACUGUAGAUGAACUGGCCCCAACCCCGGCCCCUAAAAGUAGGAAGAGCUCUGUCCAGCUGGUUUCAGAGGUCGGGGAAUUCAGCAACGAAGACAUUUGCCGCUACAUAGACCGUAGCUUCUCCUUUUGGAAGGAGAAGGAGGCGGAGAUGUUUGACAUCUGAGGGUUCCCCUUGGGUGGGUCGAG